ACUCACGCGCUCUUUGACGUAGUCAGCCAGCUGGGCUCCAGCGUUCCAGCGCAGUACGUAUGGCGCAGCGUGCCCGACCACCCUUUACAUUUCAUCCAGUCUAAAUGACGCUGAAAAUAGGAAUCGUGACACAUCUGUGCGUGUCAUCCGCUGGACACUUCCGAGAAGUAAAGCUGGCGCGAGGCUCUUAUGAAAGGCACGCCGUUAUGAAAUAACGAAUUCAUCUUUUAUUUUUAAUCCCUCACGGCGCGAGGACGAAGAUUCAUAGCGUUACUAUAGGAGCGCCUUCAGCAUCAAGGAUACCUUUUCGGCGUGCGUUUCUGUCUCACUGGCAUCCUGUCAUUUUGAAAGAAUGAGAGAUUAUCGUUCACAUUAAAAUCCGCAGUCUUAUCUUUUGGGAACGUCGAAGAAGAAGAGGUGGAUACCAGCGCGCGUUACCGGACUCCGAUUAAUAGUGCGCGUGUUUCCCAUGGCGCUGUCAUUUACUUCAGCCAGCAUAUCGAGUCGGUAAUGCCGGUGUGAGAAGAAAACCGACUCUGAGGCUUUGCUGGACCAAUCUCUAUUUCGCUGGCAAACAAUGACCAUUUAUAUAUCCGAAACGGACACUUCUUCACUUCUUCCUUGAUGAUAUUUGCCACGGUCACGCAAGGUGGGAGAUUAGACUGCACGCGUUGUCGUCAAGUGUCCGCCGCCUGAGGAACCGGUCGCCACGGAGCUGGAUAUGUUCUGACUAACUUGAAGAUGGAUAUUAUCUUUGGUCUCCUGUGGUUAUUGGCCGUACUAUUUGAAGGCGUUUUGUGCCAGGGAGUUUACGCUCCACCAAACGUCCGGAUCAUCCACUCCGGUCAUGCGUGCAACAUAGAGGAAGAACGAUAUACAGAGAGGGUGUACACUAUCCGAGAAGGGGAGACUUUGGAGCUGACCUGUCUGGUCUCGGGGCAUCCACGGCCACAGAUACGAUGGACCAAGACGGCAGGCAGCGCUACUGACCGCUUCCAGGACUCCAGCGUAUUCAACGAGACACUGCGCAUAACCCGCAUCCAGAGGCACCAGGGCGGCCGCUAUUACUGUAAGGCUGAAAAUGGCCUUGGCACCCCGGCCAUCAAAUCCAUCCGAGUGGACGUCUACUAUUUAGAAGACCCGAUCGUAACGGUCCACCAGAGUAUAGGAGAGGCGAAGGAACAGUUCUACUAUGAGAGAACCGUGUUCCUGCGGUGCGCUGCCAAUUCUAAUCCACCGGUGCGGUACAGCUGGAGACGGGGACGAGAGUUUCUGUCCCAAGGUUCGGACAAAGGUGUGGAGAUCUAUGAGCCUUUUUUUACACAGGGCGAGACCAAGAUCCUCAAACUGAAGAACCUGCGUCCACAGGACUAUGCUAACUACACAUGCACCGCCUCCGUCCGCAGCGUCUGUGGCAUCCCCGACAAGAGCAUUCUCUUCCGACUUACCAACAAAACAGCUUCUCCAACCAUUAAGCUACUUGUGGAAGACCCGAUUGUGGCAAACCCCGGGCAGACGGUGACGCUGGUAUGCAUUAUCUCCGGAGGGGAGCCCAACCCAACCCUGACGUGGGUACGAAAUGGCGAAGAGCUUCCGAAAAAGAGCGUUCUCAACGGAGGAACCCUCACCAUUCCCGCAAUCACCAUCGAAGAAGCUGGAGUUUAUAGCUGCGUGGCCAGUAACAACGUGGGCAAUCCUGCAAAGAAAUCCACCAACAUUGUUGUCAGAGCUCUGAAGAAAGGACGGUUUUGGAUCACGCCCGACCCGUAUCAUAAUGAUGACAACAUCCAGAUUGGCAGAGAGGUGAAGAUAUCGUGUCAGGUGGAAGCUACACCACCCGAGGAGCUGAUGUUCAGCUGGCUGAAAAACGGCCGUCCGCUUCGCAGCUCAGAACGAAUGGUCAUUACCCAAACCGACCCAGAUGUAGCCCCGGGAUCCACAAAUUUGGACAUCAUCGACCUCAAGUUUACUGAUUUUGGCACUUACACCUGUGUGGCUUCACUGAAGAACGGAGGGAUACCGGAGAUCAGCAUAGACGUCAACAUCUCCUCCACCACCGUCCCACCCAACCUGACCGUCCCGCCCGGAAAGUCUCCUCUGGUUACUCAGGAGGGCGAUACAGUGGAGCUCCAGUGUCUGGUUUCUGGCAAACCCAAACCCAUCAUCAUCUGGUCCCGCGCCGAUAAAGAAGCGCCCAUGCCGGACGGAAGCAUGCAGACCGAAAGCUACGACGGCGUUCUGCGCAUCGUCAACGUCUCCCGCGAGAUGACCGGCACUUACCGCUGCCAAACCAGCCAGUACAACGGUUUCAACGUAAAACCCAGAGAAGCCACCGUUGAACUCAUUGUGCAGUAUCCCCCUGCUGUGGAGCCAGCGUAUAUGGAGAUUAGGCAGGGUCUGGGGCGCCCGUUCUCGCUGAGCUGCAGGGUCUUACGUGCCCACCCCUCGAAGGUACUGAAGUAUGAAUGGAAGUUGGGUACUAGACUGCUAACAAUGGGCCAGCUUGAUACCCGCGACGAGACGGAAUAUCACGUGAAGGCGCUAAACCGCGAGGGAUACGGCGUGUAUACCUGUGACAUCACCAAUGAGGCAGGAUCUGGACGGUGUACCUUUCUUGUCACAGGCAAAGCCUAUGCGCCCGAGUUUUACUAUGACACCUACGGCGCUCUGUGGCAGAACAAGCCUCGCGUCUACGGCUUCAAACUCCAGUGGACUCAAAUGAAUCCCGGUGCAGUUGACCGCAUCAUGGCCUAUCGACUUGGCAUCAAACAGACUGGGCAUCAGAGGUGGUGGGAACAGGAAAUCCCAAUAGAAGACAACAUCCAAAAAGGAGAACUGCUCACCUAUAACCUCACUGAGCUCAUAAAACCAGAAGCCUACCAGAUCCGCCUCACGCCGAUAACACGAUUCGGAGAAGGAGACUCGACUGAAAGAAUCAUUCGCUACAGCGCGCCGGUGAAUCCUCAUUGGAAUAAGUUUCACUGCAACUUCGAAGAGGAAACUAUCUGUAUGUUCACCCAAGAUAAAACGGAAGAGUUUGAUUGGACGAGACACAGCUCUGCCACCAGAAGCACUAAAUAUACACCCAACACUGGACCCAGCAGCGAUCGAACAGGAUCUAAACAAGGCUUCUAUAUGUACAUUGAGACUUCACGGCCGCGUCUGGAGGGAGAUAAAGCAAGACUAUUGACCCCAUCCUUCACAGUUGCUCCUAAAAAUCCUUAUGGGAAUGUGGUCACCAACCCAACUUAUUGCUUUAGCUUCUACUACCACAUGUAUGGAAGGCAUAUAGGAACGUUAAACGUGUAUUUGAGGCAGAAGAGUCAGACGGGUCCAGAUGUCUCUGUGUGGACUUUGAGUGGAAACCAAGGAGAUCGUUGGAGGCAGGCCAGAGUUAACAUCCAUCCAACAUCGUCUUUUCAGAUUAUUUUGGAGGGUAUUCGGGGUUCUGGUAUUGAAGGGGAUAUUGCCAUAGAUGAUGUGAUCAUAGAGGAAGGGGAAUGCCGAGACCCUCCACCCAGCAGUAAUAUAAGAUCCCUGGCCUCUCCCACCGCAGUGCAUAUAUGGCAGCUUUGUCUGACGCUACUUUUGAUCUUGAUCGGCCUCCGGAGGUGACCUCAUCACACGAAGGUGGAACCCAGAUUCGGCAUUCAUAGAAAUUUCGGCUGACUCGGACUGCCUGAAUACAACAACCAAAGAUUCAUCCCGUCUACACAAAGGUUUGAGAUCAGUGUGAAUGAAAAGGAAGCGAGAGAGGAUAUAUGUCGUUCUCUAAAAGUAGCGCAGCGAUUUCCACUACAGGAAAGUCUAUUACAGAUGUCAGUGUUAUUGAGAAGACAACAGGUGGACCUGGAUUCCUACAGCAGGAUGGCUUACAAGAGAGACUUCAUAGGGGAAUCUUUCAAAGCACAAAGACAUAACAUGUAUUUCCAUUAUUACAUGUUUUUGCUUUGUUAUAUGUCCGCCGCUGUCAUCAGAGACCCUGUUACGCCAUAUUUCAUCACAUGUCGGCCUGGUACGACUGAAAGAAAAAGUAUGUUACCGGCAAACACUGAAUGAUCGUUCGAAAAAAUUGAUAUUGAUUUCUUUUACUUUCCAUUUACUUCUUACACUCUAGGUGUAUGUCUAAAAAUAGAGAUGUGUCAAAUAAAGUCACGCCGCUUUUGUAGUUCCCUGUACUGUAAGGUUAUCGAUUUGAUGUUAAGAUCGGGGCUCCACAAAUGUGUUAUGUUUUAAUGGUGUGUGGAGGUUUGAUCUUGAUCUUGAACGUUCAUAUGUACACGUCCUUUGUGUUUAAACAGAUAUUGAAGUCCGAUGAGUUUCACAUAAGCUUGACAAUUCAUGUAUUUGUUUUAUUAGGCACCAUUUUAACUGCUGUUGGUCAUUUGACACAAUGAUCGUCUCUCUCUCUUUCUUUCUCUCUUUCUACCUGGGUUGACCUUUCGUUCCACUAAAUAAAGGUAGAGGAAAGGGAAAGAUAACAGGUGUAGACAAUUGUAAACAUCAGAAAGUACUUGGCAGUACUCAGUUCCCAACUGUGUCCGACUAAGAUCAUGCCGUUGUUUUCUGUAGGUGCGUAAAAAGAUAGCCGUCUUCUUACAAGUCCGGUCACCUUCGGACUCUCGCUGUCUGUAAUGAAAUCAAGUGCCUUCAGAAAAUUCAUUCAGAGUCAAACUGUUUCUGCUAUCAUUUAUAGCAUUUUCUUUUGGCACAGUUAUAACAUAUUAUAUAUCCGACCCUCUCUGUGAAAUCCAGGCGGAAGUCUCAUCAUCUAAUGAUGAGAUUAGGAGCAUCAAAGUUUGAUUUGACAUGACCUUACUCCAUCAAUUUUAAAAAUAUCAAGGUUAUAUUAUGUUCUUUACAUUAUAUAGGAGGAUUUUAUGGUAGGGUCACAUAUAUGUGUGCUAUAUACAGUAUGCUAUAUUUAUAUAUAUAUAUAUAGCAUUAUAUAUGUACAUGAGAUAUAAUAUAUAUGGUAGGGUGAGAUGAAAAGGUGAAAUACAAAGACCCAAGUUUGAGAGACGGGUGACCGCAGUGCCAUGCGACAGCCAAAUGUUUCAUCGCUGAUGUCUUGAGUUUUACAUGUACUGUUGACAGUGAUGAGUUAUUUUUUGACAUCCACCACUUUUAAAGUAUACAUCGCAUCUGCUCCACGUGAUAUAAAGAUGGGCUGAACUUAAAGCACCAUUGAUUCAUCAGAAUAACAUCUGGGAGCUAUUAUCACCAGGUGAAAAACAGCCAGGAGGGUCACUGUGAAAUCCUCCUUCAAACUGAUGAGAUCUGUGCCGCUGAAAAAAAGACAUUUUUCCAACAUCCUGAAGACUCAAGGACUGAGAUGAAACUUCAAAAGACUGAUGAAAGACGCUCAGCCUUGAAGAUCCGGAUCCAUUCGCUUGGAUUCGUACAACAAAUGAUAUUUUAUUACUCGAAUGGAAAUGACUGCUCUUUUACAACAAACAAAAAAACUCUUACAAACUCUGAACUACCUGAGACCAUCUGUUACCUUAUUCAGCUGGUUUUUGGAAAUGUAUUGUAAAAUCACUUUUAUCAUACAUUAUUUUCAUUUCCGAUGAGGAUUUACAUUGAUGGAAAUGUUUGUUUUUGUCUUAAAACAUUAAUUUACCAGAUCCCUUUGCAUUAUUAUAUUAUGGCAUAAUUUGAACUUAUUAUAAGGUUAUAUCAAAUAUAUGAGAUUAUAUGCAAAUACACUUAGGGAGGUUUAUGGAAAAGGUUUCACAAUGAUGAAUAUUCAGAAAAAGAAGCACAACGUGAAAUAAUAUUGAUAUAAAAUACAACAACACGGUACUUUCAACACACAAUAAGUUGUUUUUCUCAAUUUUAUUAAAAUCACAGUCAAUAAACUACAGAAAAGCUCUUUAUGUAAAGAAAAAAGAAAUAUUUUACAUCUCGGUUCAAUAAAAGGCUUUCAUGGUAA
Molecule: messenger RNA, 5935 nt
Organism: Misgurnus anguillicaudatus (oriental weatherfish)
Lineage: Eukaryota; Metazoa; Chordata; Actinopteri; Cypriniformes; Cobitidae
Gene: mdga2a
Product: MAM domain containing glycosylphosphatidylinositol anchor 2a
Biological process (GO): synapse organization; homophilic cell-cell adhesion
Cellular component (GO): axon; neuronal cell body; plasma membrane
Molecular function (GO): axon guidance receptor activity
Source: RefSeq, a predicted model, not a curated record